CACGCGUACAGGCAAGCUCGCGGAAUGAGCAGUAUCGCUAGUUCCAUGAAAAUAGAUGGUUGCACAACAGAGACGAGGAGCUUCCAUAGAUGACAUACAAAUCUGUGUCCUGUCUUUCAGCUUCCAUCCAGCAUUGUCGGCGAACCGGGAGCAGUAACCGGCCACAUUGUUUUUGCCGUAGAUCAGUGGUCUCUCCGGCUCUUGGAAGACUCAAAAGAACACCGUGAAAGCCUCUACAGCUACAGCCCUCGCUUUAUGGAGAUGCAGUAACAGCCGUUGAGGCUAAUUAUUGAGAGUGCGUAAAUUCCAUAUGAGACAGAAGUUGGCGAAUCAAACCCAGUGACAGCUUUGCAUGUUGGUGUGCCGGCUGUCACGACGCAGUCCUUGAGUGUGCGCCGUUUUUGAGUCUGUCUAGGUAAUGUGUGCGUGAUAAGCCUUGCUGGAGACCGACUCGCAGAGCGAAUUCGCAGACAGUUUUUCGAACACGCACGGACGCGUUCUGAAUCCACUUCACUAAAACCGUCCUGCGCCUCGUUUUUUUGCCUACCCUCGAGUGUCUAUUAGUCCUACAACUACGGACGCGGGCACGAUGUCUCCGUCGUCGCGGUUCCGUAAUCUCGUCAGCGUCGAUUCGUCUUCGCAAGACUUUGGAAAGCGAUCCUCCUUGUAUGCCUCGUUGCUUGACUCUGCAUCCGUUUCUUCUCUUCCUGGCAUUUGCUCGGCUGCUGAGGAUCGCGAUGUCGAAGACGAGUCCUGGAAGGAUCCAUCGAGUUCUUCGCAUUGCGCGAAGACCGAAGGUGGCGCGUGUGCGUUUCCCCGUCUCAAUCAAGUUCUGUCUUCGCUGAGAGAUCCUAUGGGCGUGUUCAGCCGUGCAAAAAGACGUCGCAGCCUUGGCAAGGCUGUCGGGCUGUCGACUUCCGUGAUCUGCGUCGUUGCACUCUUCGGCAUCGUGUGCUUGUGUCUCUACGGCUUGGUGAAUUUUUCCUUCACUUCUGUGGAGACCUCCCCACUUGACGACCCAAGAAACAGUCCUGUGAUGGGAGAACUGGGUAACCCGCAGGCUUCCACCCCGUCUUCCGCACGAGCAGACACGCCAGCACGACACGACAGACAGAACCAGAUGUUUUCUCCCUGGAGUGUCCAGAACGAGCAGUUUCUCGGGGAGGACUCUGAUGCUUUGCCUCACGCAGGCCCUCUCUUCCGCAGUGGAGUGAUGGUGAUGCCUCUGCGGAAAAUGAAAUCUCUGCGCCAGAUCGGGUGGGACAAAAACACCAUAACUGUGCCAGAUUUGCAGGCGCAUCUGGUUGCCGCUCUGCGCAUGCAGGAAGGUCUGUCCAAAAAGGACGAUGGGAAUUUGUCGGGCCUCUCCAAUGGCGACGACAUCAGCAUUCAUGAUUACAUGAAUUCGCAGUACUACACGGAAAUCUAUGUGGGGUCUCCGGGCCAGAAGGUUCGGGUCGUUGUCGACACAGGAAGCAGCGACUUGUGGGUCUGCAGCGCCUCGUGUGGGAUCCUCUGUAUGAUGCACAAAACGUACAACCAUGGGAAAUCUGACACGUACCACGCAGAUGGCACGCCGUACCACGUUCAGUAUGCAUCAGGACCCGUGGGCGGCUUCCUCUCUGCGGACGACGUGGCUCUAGCGUCUUUGAAAACGAAGAACUUUCUGCUUGCGGAGGCAGUGGAUCUGAAGGGUUUGGGCACAGCUUUCUUUUUCGGGAAGUUUGACGGCAUCCUGGGGAUGGGCUUUCCCAGUCUGGCCACGAAAGGCCUGAAGCCCUUCAUGCAGGCUGCUGUCGAGCAGAAUGUCGUAAAAAAUUGGGUCUUCGCUUUUUAUCUCGCGUCGGCAAAUGGAGUGGAUGGAGAGCUGGCCAUCGGCGGAGUGGAUCAAGAGCGGUUCAUCGGUGACAUCAAUUUCUCGCCAGUCGUCGAUUCGCGCUACUGGAUGAUCAACACAAAGGGCCUGAAAAGCGACGGAGACCUCAUCGCGCCGACCACGAAGAUGAUCAUCGACAGCGGAACGUCUCUGAUUGUAGGACCUCUGGACGAAGUGAAGAGGAUUGCCACUAUGAUGGGAGCGUUCAGUGUGCCUUUAAUGCCAGAAGGUAUGUUCUUCAUUUCGUGCGAGAAGGCGAAGGUACUUCGAGAUCUGCAACUUGAGAUCGAAGGGCAGGACUACCCAAUCAAAAUCAAAGAUUUACUUAUUUCAGCGAGCGCAGCCGCCGGAACGCCUUGCCUCUUCGGCAUGAUGGGCCUGAAAGCCUUAGAGGGUGGAAGGCCAACACCCCAGAAAAACGGUUUCGGAAUAUUCCCGCCUUCCCAACUAGUUGCCUCGGCAAAGGGGCCAAUUGGCCGCACGUGGAUUUUGGGGGACCUCUUUAUGCGCAACGUUUACACGGUUUUCGACUACGACAACAAACAAAUUGGCUUCGCCAGACUCAAGAACUGACACAAAGUGCUGCGGUAGUCUCGUGGCUGCUAAAAGAGAAAUGCACACCGAAUAAGACGGCACUUACACAGUAAGUGACGGGAAGAUUUCUUCCAGCUGGUCUCGAGCGCCCGGUUUCAGGGAGUAUCACAUUACGAUGGUACUGCCCCCACAAUAGGAUUUGAGGAGGAACUCUUUCUCGCGGCCUUCGUGGGCAGAUCCUAAGGACGCAGCGAGCACCGAGAAGAGCCUCCAUGGGCGGGGAUGGCGGGAUGCGCUGAUAGGAUUUUAAAACCGUCCGUGAAACAGAAAGACGGCGUGCAUCUUUCAGAUUUUCGGCCGAUAUCAACGCUCGCAAUGCAGGCAACUUGGGUACACAUUUCCGUAGAAGUUUGCAAACGAAGAGGUCACCCCUAGUAGUGUGUGCUGGUCACAAGUUGCACAAAGCACGUGGGAAACGCCACACGGCACCUUCCUCAGUCUUCUGAAAGCUUCCCAAAGGCCUGUUGCGUUAUCAGCGUUUUUCAAGCCUACCUGUCGUUCACGAUGAAUAUUGCUAUAGCUAACUGAAACAGCCUCAGACGCGUCGUGGAAACUGCUCGCAAAGUGGGUCAUCUUUCACACUCCUCCGUAAAUUUAUAUAUACAGUUAUAUAUAUGUAUAUAUAUACAUGUAUAUGUACAUAGCAAGCAUGCACACAUUUUAGUUUUCAGUAAGUUUGCCGUUCACAUCUUUUUCUUCGAACGCCAGCGGAAACUGCUUGGGGAUCCUUGCGUAGUUCGCUGCGGGAAGAUUUGGGGUUGGCUGUGGGUCUGCACUUGGCGGGUUCUGCGGCAGUUGCGGUCACUUUUUUGUCUUCGUGAACGAGUAUGUGAGAUGGCUCUGUAAACUCGACUUUUUCCAUGGGUUUCCGUGGAAGUGAUGUGAGGCAAACUUUGGCGCUUAAAAUGCAUGGCCGUGUAAAAUUGCUCGAGUAUGGAUGACGGGCUCAUGUUGUUUGUGCAGCGGCCGUCUAAACUGUCUUUACAUUGGUAAAAGAAAGGAUCCAUAAAGAUCAAGA
This is a messenger RNA of Toxoplasma gondii ME49, 3488 nucleotides long. RefSeq names its product aspartyl protease ASP1 (gene ASP1). The transcript has 9 exons. The record is from RefSeq and is a predicted model, not a curated record. Lineage: Eukaryota; Apicomplexa; Conoidasida; Eucoccidiorida; Sarcocystidae. Gene Ontology annotation, molecular function: aspartic-type endopeptidase activity. Gene Ontology annotation, biological process: proteolysis. The coding region runs from base 590 to 2449 and encodes 619 amino acids.